Coccinella septempunctata (seven-spotted ladybird) is the source of this 3231-nucleotide messenger RNA. RefSeq names its product zinc finger protein 182-like. Gene Ontology annotation, biological process: regulation of transcription by RNA polymerase II. Bases 461 to 1981 code for a protein of 506 amino acids. The record is from RefSeq and is a predicted model, not a curated record. Gene Ontology annotation, molecular function: DNA-binding transcription factor activity, RNA polymerase II-specific; RNA polymerase II cis-regulatory region sequence-specific DNA binding. Lineage: Eukaryota; Metazoa; Arthropoda; Insecta; Coleoptera; Coccinellidae. Gene Ontology annotation, cellular component: nucleus. The transcript has 5 exons.
GGAAUACUAUGUUUAAUUUCGAGGUAGAGGUACAUUUUUGACCCACGUUUAUUGAUAGUUUGUUCUACAAAAUUAUUCGUAAAUACCUGUUGUCAUAAUCAUGCAAUGAAAAAUAAUUUUUGGCUAAACAUCACGAUACACAAUUUCAGCUUCAUCGAGCUUUUUAAAGACUAAUGUUUCGCAUGAAGUAAGGUUGAUAUUGUUAAUAACCCGCACAAGCUUCCCAUUUAACCAGGAAUCGAUUUUAGGAGCAUUCCCCUUGCUAAGGCGGCAAAAUUCAAAUGCAAUCGACACGUGCCCAUUUCUCAAGCCAUGCGCACAAGCGCUCAACUCAUCAGAUGUAAAGAACUGGCAUUUACUUUACAACGUACGAGUGCUGCCUUGCUGUGUCACUACAUAAUAAGUGUCGAUUAUUGUUUGUAGUUUUUCACAAAUAGUUCAUACUUCUGAGCGAGCUGUCAUGAAUUUUCAACAGUUCGGUGUUCCAAUAUCUGCUGCUCUGCCCAUAGCAACACAGUAUCAAGGUGGCAAAAUCACUCAAAAUGUAACUACUCCUAACGGUCAGGUAGUGGGUCUGCUGCAAGGUGGAGAGAAUGGUGUGCACUACCUCAGACCGUUCGAUAUUAAUUCAUUUGCCACAUCACAACCAAGUACCAGUAAUGGUCAACAGGGACAGACGUUGAUCACUCUCCCUAUUACAAUGCCAGGAGCAAAACCUGGGGAUCCUCAGCAGACUGUACAGAUUCAAGUGAUCAAUCCCCAACCCAUGAGCCCUCCAAGUCCGAAUAACCAGCAAAAAUUUCACAUGACACAAAUACCGAUUCAGACAUUCGGCCAAGGUGCUACUGUUCUGACUGUAGCGUAUAAUGGCAAUCAGGAAGGGAUUCAGAUUGUUGACGGACAGAAUGGAAUACCGGAAGGAAUGACUGUUGUCGCAGCCAUCCAACCUCAAGAUAUACAACUCAUUCAGGCGGACCCAAACGAAAAGAAAGAAGGACUCCUACCAGUAGCUCUGAUUAAAAGCGAGAUAAACAAAGAUGAUGCCAGUCCGCAGGAUGCUGGUACACAGGUUACCACUUUUCCUGCUCAAUACCUCCAAAGCACCACUGUACAGGAAUAUCUUCAAAAAAUGCAGCAGAACACUGCUCUACCACUGAGUUUGCAGCAAUUCUUGAAGUUCAACACUCCAGGUAUUAAGCAAGAACAGAUUGCUGAAGAGGGCGUUCUUGAUCAAGUUAGUAUCUCCACAGAAGUCGAUACUGACCAACAGCUGGUUUUGACAAACUCGGUUGAAUUUAUGGAACAGCAGGAGGAGAAUACCGAAGAUCCCGAUAAGAAUAAGAAAAAGAAGAAGUACAAAAAGAAGCCUGCUAAGCCAAAGAAGCCCAAGCCAGGCCAGGUACAUAUCGCAACCGCUCUUGAUGGAACGACACUGUUCUGCUGUCCAGAAUGUCACAUGGCCUAUCCCGACAAAGAACUUCUGGAGACUCAUUUGGUAGGUCACAAGAUCGAGAGGAGGUUCAUCUGCGACAUUUGCGGGGCGGGGUUGAAACGCAAGGAGCACUUGGAACGGCACAAGUUGGGUCACAAUCCGGAAAGGCCUUUCGUCUGCUCGGUCUGCAUGAAGGGGUUCAAGAGAAAAGAGCAUCUCAAUCUUCACUAUGUUAUUCAUUCCGGUGAAAAGACUGAAAUUUGUGACGAAUGCGGAAAGGGAUUCUACAGGAAGGACCAUCUGAGGAAGCACCAACGGUCUCAUAUCACCAGGAGGGCGAAAGAGCAAGCGGAGAGGCAGAACCUGCUGGCCAAAGAGGGAACCGCACAAGUCACAAUACAGAUGCCCACUCAACAGCUUCAAAUACCCGUUCAGAUUCAAGUGCCCCAACAUCAUAUCCAAAUGACGCAGCAACAGGACGAGGAGAACAGUCAAGUCAGUACUGUCGUUUUACCCGCUAGCGAAGCGUUGUCGAUUUUACCAAACUAAACAAUUUACCAAUGUAAAAAAUAAGUGAUCAUUUCGAAUGGAUUUUAAUCCGACAGUCAUGAGCGAUUGGGAGAUGAAUCUCUGGAUUCAAUGAAUCAAUUGAGACUAAAACUCCCCGUGUGAUAUGUUGUGUUCUUCGCUGGAGAAUAAUAACAAAGAGCAAUUUUAACAGUUACAGAGUUUGGAUUGGUGACCGUUGCAUAAUUCAAAACGUGUAGCUGGCUAGAUUUUCACAAAGUUCGAGGCUAGGUGAUCGGGAUGUUUAAACUCUUCGCUUCAGUUUAACAACAAUACAUAGAUAGAACACGAAAUCUUUCGAUGUUCCAUUUAUUUAUUGAUGAUAAUUUAUUUCUGGUUCCGACACUCGAAGAGUCUAUUCGACAGUUUGUAAUUCUGUAAACGUUAUUAAUUAAUAAUCAAUUGAUUCAUUUGUUUCUCAGAGGUGUAAAGAAACAUUUAUUGAGUUGUCAGCUGCACAUGACACAUGUAUAUAUUAGAUGUAUUGAUCUAUUUAUUCUAAAAAUCUAUAUUAUACACUUAUACCUGAAGAAAUCCACAAUUUGCGCCCUGCAGUCAUAACAACUCACCGAUGAAUUGGGGUUUUGAUUUAUAACUCUGUAGGGGGCAAAGUGAUUGGUGCAAAUUGAAGAAUAUCGUAAUUUUUUAAUUUUAAUCAGUGACUGAUUUGUCUUGAGGACGUCAACAUUGGAUUUUGGACCGACCUGAAGGGAUUGUAUGUGUUGGAAUUUUCUACGCCUGCGCGAUUCCUUCGAUUGAAAAUAUAGCACAUAUUUUCUCGAAAUAUAAGAUUGUUGAUAAAAAAUGUGAUAUGAUGAACAAAUAUUAAGAAAUUUUUAAGAUGAAUCAUUUUUGGCCUAAACAAAGCGUUUAUCAUAUAUAUUGGUCAGUUUGUGUGCUAAUCAGUAUUAGUUUGAAAUAAUCAGCGAAAAUUUUCAAUUCGUUUCUUCAAAAUUUCGAUUUUUUUUCCUGUACAAAUCAUAGUUUUAGUGGUUUUGGGUAAUAAUACUGAUUUUUUAAUUUUUUCGCUAUGCUUAUUGAGCGUAGCUUAUUGGAAUAUUUUUGAGAAGUUUGAUUGCCUCUUUUACACUUUUCAUUGAGUGAUAAAGUUAUAUUCAGUUCAAAUAUGUAUAGAAUCAACUUGUUGAAUCAGUUUGGUUGAAAUAUUAUUAGGUUUGUAGUUUUUAUAUAAAGAUGGCAUUCUAUAGAAUGUAAAUAAAAAUUUUUAUAGA